Messenger RNA from Chroicocephalus ridibundus (black-headed gull), 2861 nucleotides. RefSeq names its product BarH like homeobox 1 (gene BARHL1). Gene Ontology annotation, biological process: regulation of DNA-templated transcription. The transcript is spliced from 3 exons. Gene Ontology annotation, molecular function: DNA binding; DNA-binding transcription factor activity, RNA polymerase II-specific. NCBI's taxonomy places the organism in Eukaryota, Metazoa, Chordata, Aves, Charadriiformes, Laridae. Bases 965 to 1924 code for a protein of 319 amino acids. The record is from RefSeq and is a predicted model, not a curated record.
CGGAAACCGCCCGGAAAGCGCGGGGAUCCGGGCGGCAAUUAAUUCCCGUUAAUCAAGCUGCAAGGUGUCGCCGCCGGGGGAGUGACAUCCCCCAAAACACCUCGCGGCCAAUGGGCGCGUUCACACCGGGGGGGGUGGAGAGGUGGCGGGGAGGGCGCCUGGUUCCCCGAGCCGGAGUGGCACAAGUUCAUUUUUUUCCCCCCAUUUUCCCUAUUUCCCCCCGUUCCCCCCCCGCGGAGGGCGCGGCACUCUUGCCGCUGUCCGAGGUGCUGAAGGCUCCGGAGUGACUCCGGCGCCGGGCUCUGUCCGACGUGCUGAAGGCGCCGCCGGCUCCGGAGCGACUCCCGUUCCCCUCCCGGGGCUGUCCGAGGUGUUGGCGGGGAAGGCGAGGGGGCGCCGCGGCGGCCCGACGGCUGGCCACCCCCUCCGCCCUCCCCUCGCCCUUCCCCAUUGAUUUCUGGAUCAUUAAGUGGUUAAGGCUCUGCGAAGCACCACUAUCGAUCGCUGCCUCCCCACCUCCGGCUGGGAGACCCCGGGCUGCCCCCCAGCCCCGCGCCGCCGCGGCUCCGGGCAAGGGUGGGGUGGCCGGGUAAGGGGCCGGGACCCCGGGUGAGGUUGGGGUCCGUCCGCCCACCCCACCCCCUUUGCGGCCAAAGUUUGACUCUGCCUCCCUCUCCCCCCUCUUCUGUCUGUCUGUCUGUGAGUGCAGCUGGGCGCGAUGCUGAAGACGGAGCAGCCCUGGAUCUAACGCGCGUCGCCUCGGAGAGCCUUGCAGCAAUUGUUGCCCGGAUCGCAGGCUGAACUUUGCUCUUUUAAUAUAUUUUUUUUAAUUUUACUUUUUUUUUUCUUGUUUUCUUUUGCCUUUUUUCCCCCCCUCCUGUUAUUGUUAAUUAUCAUUAUCAAACCGCUUCCGCCGCGCCCUCCCCGCCAAUGCCCGUGUGAGCGCCGGCACCUCGCGGGGGCCAUGGAGGGCUCCACCGGGUUUGGGAUCGACUCCAUCCUCUCCCACCGAGCCGGCAGUCCGGCCGUGCCCAAGGGGGACUCGCUGGUGGGCGACGGCCGGUCCCCGCUGGAGCUGAGCCCCCGCUCGGAGGGCAGCAGCGGGUGCCCCUCGCCCCGCUCGCCGGGCCGCGAGUGCCUGGAGGCGGCGGGGCCGCGGCCGGGCCUGGAUGCGCACCUCCAGCCGGGACAGGUCUCGGCUCCCUCCCAGUCCCGGACCGUCACCUCCUCCUUCCUCAUCAGAGACAUCCUGGCCGACUGCAAGCCCCUGGCUGCCUGCGCGCCUUACUCCAGCACCAAUGGACCUCAGGAGCCGGCGGGCAGGAUCCCCACCAAGCCCGGCGAGGACUUUAGGGAGAAAAUGGAAAAAAGCACCAGCAGCUCCUCCUCGGACUCGGAGUACAAAGUGAAAGAAGAAGGGGACCGAGAGAUCUCCAGCUCCCGGGACAGCCCCCCGGUGCGGCUGAAAAAGCCGCGCAAAGCCCGCACCGCCUUCACCGACCAUCAGCUGGCCCAGCUGGAGCGCAGCUUCGAGAGGCAAAAAUACCUGAGCGUGCAGGACAGGAUGGAGCUGGCCGCCUCCCUCAACCUCACCGACACGCAGGUGAAAACGUGGUACCAGAACAGAAGGACCAAGUGGAAAAGGCAGACGGCGGUGGGCCUGGAGCUGCUGGCCGAGGCUGGCAAUUAUUCAGCCCUCCAGAGGAUGUUCCCCUCGCCCUACUUCUACCCGCAGAGUUUGGUCUCCAACCUGGACCCCGGCGCCGCUCUCUACCUGUACCGCGGACCCAGCGCGCCCCCCCCAGCCCUACAGAGACCCUUGGUGCCCCGCAUCCUCAUCCACGGACUGCAGGGCGGCAGCGAGCCCCCGCCGCCCCUGCCCCCGCUGCCCGGCGUCCUGCCCCGGGCCGCGCAGCCCCGGUGAGCCCCGGCCGCCCGGGCAGCCCCACCGGCACCCCACCGGGCCGGGGUGGGGGGCUGAAGGGGGCCACCCCACCUCUGGGGCCGCGAGCAAGCGACAGACUCCCGCUCAUCCCCAAAUAUAUAUAUAUAUAUAUAAAUGAGACCUCCCCCCCUCCUUUUUUAAAAUAUAUAUAAAGAAUGCAAAAAGCAAGGGCAGGUUCGGCAGGACGGAGAGCCGGCAGAGCUGCGCCCCCCCCGCGGGGCACUCGCCGCCUUUACCCCCUUGUGCCCCCGCGGGGCAGCGGGGCCGCUGCGGUGCCCUCCCCUCCGCCGGGGACUGAGCCGGGAGCACGGGCAGGGGCCGGCUGCUGCGGGGGGGCCUUUGCCUCUCCGCCCCCUCCCCAGGAACUGCCGGGGGGGGUCCGAGCCCCCCCCCUGCCACGGGCGACUUCGGGGAGCCCCCCCUCCGCCUUCCCCCGGCUCACAGACCCCGGGGCACCGGCCCCGGCGACGGGAAGGGCCGGGGGAUGGGGGGCAGGUUGGCGGCCCCCGCCCGCCGCAGCGAGAGUUUGGGACGUCCGUAACUUAAAGAAAAAAAAAAAAAGAAAAGAAAAAGCGGCGAAAUGUAAAUACGGUGCGCAAAAUGUAUAUGAAUUAUUUAUUUGUGAACCCUGAGGGCGUAUUUGUGUAAGUGAUUCUUGUCAGUCUGUAUCCCGGGGCCGGCCCGGCCGGGGCGGGGGGCGCGGGGAGGGGGGCUCGGGGCGCCGCGGCCGCUCCCGCUCCCGUUCCCCUCCCCUUCCCCCCCCUUUUUUAAAUGUGGAAAUAAAACUUCUUUACAAACAAACGGGUCUCGCCUCCGCCGGCCCUUUCUUCCCCUCCUGCUUGUUUGCUCUGCCGGCUCAGCCGCCGCCGAGGGAAAGGGAAAAGCAAAGAGCAGUUUUCCCACCUCCCGUCGCAGG